AUGUGCACAGUGCCGAAAGACCUAGCGGUCGUCUCGUCGUCGCCCGCCAUUUCUUCGUCCGCCUCUUCCCCUGCCGCCUCCUCUGCCUCCGCUGUCUCGCAUUCCCUCCUUCAAGCCACCAUUUUUCCCCCUAGUCGUCGAAAAAGACGUAGAGACGGUGAGUGCCCGUGCACAUCCUCGGUGGCUGUCACCUCACCUUCUGCACUAACAUCGGGAUCUGCAGCAUUAGUGGCAAUGCGAGAUUGUGAAAGCAACAGCACCCUAAUUGAUCCUGACCCGACUACCACAUCUACAUCGUCGACAAGCACUUCAGGAACUCUCCCAAACGCAGACAACACCCUCUUGCGGAAAAUUCUUGCCGGUGCCGAUUUAGCCAGUGUUCGCAAUCACAGCGUCCUGGUGGAUAGUAAUUUUUCGCUUCGUAGAACCUCCUCCAUGUCCACUGCUUCCUCGCGCUACAGGUCCUGCACUCCUGACCCCAAUUCCGAUGACAAGCGUCGACGACGUUCCACUAUGUUCAGUCACCUUACCCUGCCACGACGGACUUCUGACCAAGAGGAAGAGGAACAGCGCCCUUGCAAGCGUUUGAAGGAACCUGGAGUUGAUGGAGAUAAGAGCGGAAACAAUUCUCCCCCGGUCCCCAUCAAAGUGGAGUCUCGUGAUCCCGAAGAUCGUCCGUCCUACACCACCCCUGCUUCCUCCUCAUCUGAUGCCACCAACGGCAACAGCAAUCCCGGUACUAACAUCGUCGAAACACCUUUCGAUGUAACCGAAAGGUCAAUUUCCAAGUUUCCAGGCAAACCAUCGAAACGCUGGCGAUUGAAGAGCCCUAUCCGUCAAUCUCCAUCGCAUAGUCUGAGUCCUCCUGCCGUUCCCAGCACUUCACAUGCGGAUCCAACUGAAGUUUUCCCGAUGCGUCCACGAGCGAGAACCACCUCAGAGUUGGAUAAUGUUAUUCGGAUGUUUACGGAAGGAAAGUACCAUCUGAACCGAUUUCGUCUAGACUCUUUCGACUCCCUCAGUGGUGGUCUUAAAGCAGGAAAAGCAUCCGCUGUUCCGAAAAGUGGCGAUCUAAGGCGCGGAGAACCCGGUGAUAAGUCCUCCGAUAUAACGUCUCCCCUGAGCCAGCUUCUUGAAUCCACACCACCCUACAGUGGUGGAACAAAUACUAUCCACCCGCGAGCCAAUACCACCACCUCUGUGUUCCCUUGGUCAUACGCCACAACCCUUAAGAGUGGUGCGGGUGCAAAUCCCCCUUCCGUGGCUCGUAUAAGCCUGCCCUUCCCUGGAAAUGGACCUAAACACCAUCACCACUUACAACAUCCUUCCCAUCGUCAUCACCCGGAACUAGAGAUGCUCAAUUUGACCAAGACUCCUGUAACUGUCUCUUCGGAUUCCGUGGCCUCGAUUCUUGCCGCGACAGCUCUCAACUCCUCCCAGUUCUUCCAGGGCAUUCGAGACGAGCAGAUGUUGAAUUUCAGCCGGAAGGAAGUCACAAGGCAACUUCCUCCACCACCACCACCACCGCCGCCACCACCACCACCCAUCCCGCCUCCGAUUUCACUCUCCCUUACCAGCGACGACAUUCUCCAGUGGUCACCCAAUCAAAUGGCCGCAUUGCAGCAACUAUUUCGCCUUCCCGACGCUACUGGUGCCGUGGUUCAAUCAAUGUCUCGCCCAUCAGUCAGUCAAGAAGCUAAGUUGCCAAUCCGCCUGGCUCAUGUUAACCGACUUCUCUUGUGCCGUCGGGUAGCCGAGUGGAUGCUCGUCGCCAACACAUGGGCAAUGCAAAUGUGCCCGGCACCAAUUAUGCCCGAGAACUCGCUGCUAGCGACGGCUGCGACCUAUCGUUAUUGUCGGUGUUCUGAGGCGGAGAUAAACAUGGCCCAUCAGAUUGAUAUGCGGUUGGAGAUGCCGAGGGUGGGAAUGGGCUUGAAAGCCGUUCUACACCGUAUAUGGCCUCAGCUCUUGUUGGCUUCCAUGAUUAGGGAGAACUUCUCUUUUUCCACCACGCCCAUUCCCACAACGGAAUUGACUGCUCUUAUUGGGGCCGCCGGUGGACGGGAGGGUGGUGGUGGCGUAGUAGGAAGUACAGAGUUGAAUAUUGCUAAGGCUGGAACUGCUGAUUCGCUGAAGAACCUCAUUAAGGCAGGCAAUCAGCUCUUUCUCGACACGCAGGUCUUUGAGUGUGUGAGGAAGUGUAUUUUCGCCCAGCGUAAGUCCCGAUUAACUUUUUUUUGCUUGUUUAACUAG
Molecule: messenger RNA, 2253 nt
Organism: Hydatigera taeniaeformis
Lineage: Eukaryota; Metazoa; Platyhelminthes; Cestoda; Cyclophyllidea; Taeniidae
Source: the annotation of a GenBank genome assembly